AUGCGUCUUAUUAUUCGUCAAGAUUAUGAUCAAGUUUCUGAGUAUAUGGCAUCAUAUAUCAGGGAUCGUAUCAUAGAAUUUAACCCAACCACUAACCGUCCCUUCGUUCUUGGACUGCCUACUGGUUCCUCUCCCGUUGGUGUUUACAAAAAUUUGGUCAAGUAUCAUCAAAACGGUCAACUAAGUUUCAAGAAUGUUGUUACGUUUAACAUGGAUGAAUAUGUUGGCUUACCGAGAGAUCAUCCUGAAAGUUAUCAUUCUUUCAUGUGGCACCAUCUUUUUAAACAUAUUGACAUUCUUCCUCAAAAUGUCCAUAUUCUCGACGGUAAUGCUGAUGAUCUUGAAGAGGAAUGCAGGAAAUAUGAAGAGAAAAUUAAGUCUUUCGGUGGUGUUGAAUUGUUUUUAGGAGGAAUUGGUCCUGAUGGUCAUAUUGCUUUUAAUGAACCUGCAAAUUCUCGAUUUUUUGAUGGUGAUAUUAGUAAAGUUCCAAGAAUGGCUUUAACUGUUGGUGUGGGUACCGUAAUGGAUUCUCGUGAAGUUGCUAUCAUCAUCACAGGAGCUCACAAAGCUCUAGCUUUAGCGAAAUGUAUUGAAGAAGGUGUUAAUCAUAUGUGGACCGUCUCAGCGAUCCAAUUACACCCUAAAGCCCUUAUCGUUUGUGAUGAAGACGCUACCCUUGAAUUGCACGUUAAAACUGUUAAAUAUUUCAAGAGUAUCGAUCAUGUACUUCAUAACCUUGUUGGUUCCGAAAAUGUAGGAUUACAGGGUAGAUCAUUGUUAAUUUUUAUUUAA
This is a messenger RNA of Cetraspora pellucida, 792 nucleotides long. The record is from the annotation of a GenBank genome assembly. NCBI's taxonomy places the organism in Eukaryota, Fungi, Glomeromycota, Glomeromycetes, Diversisporales, Gigasporaceae.